CUUAACCGUUACAGAGACAGCGCAAGAAAAGGUAAAGCAGCGAUCGCCUACAAUCGAACGAAAUAGUUACCUAGCUUAUCAAUUAUCGCUUCAACAAAAAUGAAAACGUACAGCAGAAAGAAAACCGACUGUCUAGAACCCGACAGCGAGGAAGUAAUCAUAGAUUUGAAUGAAAUCUGCAGAUUGUGCAUGAGCAAGGAGGAUGAAUUGGUGCCCAUUUACCAAGAGGAGGAUGCAGUGCCCAUUACGCUCAAAAUUAUGGCUUGCGUCGCUCUCGAGGUUUUCGAAGGCGAUGGCCUGCCGGAUAAAAUUUGCCGCCCGUGCAAAUACCAACUGGAAAAGUCCUAUCACUUCCGGAAGAAAUGCGAAGGCACCGACUUGAAGCUUCGCUUGCACCUAAGAGACCUACCUGAAGACGAAUGCGACGAGGAGAUCAACACCAGCAACGACUCGACCAACGAGGAUAGCCAGUCAGCUGAAGUCAAAGAAACCGAAUGCGAACCGAGCACCGAACAAGACUUAGUCGGUGUAACGAAGGUAGCUUACAUCCAACAAGAGCAGGAAAUCGAACAGGAUCCCGAAAACAUAACGUUGCCGAAAGAAAACGACGAAGAAGACAAAGUAGCUUGUACGUUAAGCGGCGAUCUCCUAAAAACCGAUGAAGAAAUAGAGGAGGAGAUAAUUUACGAUAUCGAAGAGGAUCAAUCGAGUAGUCUAGAUGAUACAAACAUGGAUGUUAUAGCCGAUGCUGUCAAGGCCACGUUGACGAAUCAAACUGGCCUCAACCUGCAAGGGCAAGUCCAGAUGAAAUUGAAUCAAUCCGAGGGGAAAUCUACGCAGGUGGAAGUGACGACAGAGGACGGUUCGGUUAUAGUUAUGGAACUGCUAACGGAAGAAGAUGCCGAAGCAGUAAGGCCCGAUGUAGCUCCUAUAGUUAACGCCGACGGUGAAUUGAACAUAUUCCAAUGUCCCAAUUGUCCUAAAUCGUUCAACAGGAGGAUACAGCUCAAGAGACAUUCGUCUGUUCACAUGCAACAAAGAGGUUUCAGUUGCGGUAUAUGCGAAAAAUGGUUUCCCACUCGUUCCGCUUUGACUCGACACGAGCGUAUCCAUACGGGAGAACGACCAUUCCAAUGCGAAGUAUGCCAAAAGAGUUUCACGCAAAAAGAAAUCUUGUUCAGGCAUUUAAUGACCCACUCGGGCGCCAAGCCGUUCAUGUGCCCGCACUGCGAGAUGGGUUUCUCGCAGAAAGAAUCCUUCCGCGUGCAUUUGAGGACCCACACGACGACCACGGCUACUCCUACGGACAUUCAAUUGCAUUAUUGCUCGCUGUGUCCCAAGGUAUUCUGUCACGCUUCGGGUCUCAGCAGGCAUUUGGUCACACACACCGGUAAAACUUUUAAAUGCAGAGUUUGCGAUAAAUCGUUCACCGAUAAGAGCUGCUUAAGGAGGCAUUAUUAUCAAACUAACCAUCAAUAAAUUUGUAUUUAUUUAACCGUUCCUGUAAAUGGUUUUUAAUGGAAGAGCAAGUAUAUGGCUUGUAUUAAUUGUAUACUGUAUUGUUGGAGAAAUUGAUUUUGAAAUUUAUAUUAAUAUGUAUUAAUGAAAACUGAUUGUAAUUAGUUGUUGUAAUAUUUAAACGUGAAUGUAAUAGUUUUUUAAAACUUUUGGGAGUUGUUCAAAUAUUAUAUAGAAGGUAUCGAAAA
Messenger RNA from Phyllotreta striolata, 1706 nucleotides. The record is from the annotation of a GenBank genome assembly. NCBI's taxonomy places the organism in Eukaryota, Metazoa, Arthropoda, Insecta, Coleoptera, Chrysomelidae.